Schistocerca gregaria is the source of this 14922-nucleotide messenger RNA. RefSeq names its product attractin-like protein 1 (gene dsd). Lineage: Eukaryota; Metazoa; Arthropoda; Insecta; Orthoptera; Acrididae. The record is from RefSeq and is a predicted model, not a curated record. The transcript has 23 exons. Gene Ontology annotation, molecular function: protein binding. Gene Ontology annotation, cellular component: Golgi apparatus. The coding region runs from base 380 to 4090 and encodes 1236 amino acids.
GACAUAAGCUCUUAAGUCUAGGUAGAUAAUGAGUCCCCCGUUGAUUCUCCACUGUAGGCUUCACAGCUAACAAUUUUACGAUAGUUUCAGUUCCAUGAACCUAAGUAUGAUCUUACAUCCCGCAGGAAAUGUUCUCACUAUGAAAUUCAAUUUCCAUUGUGUAUAGCCGUCUUCUAAGCUGUGCCACUUCUCGUUCCACGUUUUGUAGUCAAAAAGCAUUAUGACAAUCGUUGCACGUUGGCAGUAUUAACAAUACAGACUACAGAGACAUUGCACUUUGUUUUGAGAUUUAUAUUAAAGAUCGUUGGAGGAUACUGAUUUUUAACGGGUUCGUAGUGGUACAGCUAUUUACAUCUAUGGCAGAAAUGUUGGUUGCAAGAUGGCAGCGGCUUUGCAGAUGUUUUUAUUCUUGUUUAAGUCGAAAUAUCGCCGAAAAUGUGUUUUUACGAGUGGCGUGUUUAGUAUGAUUGUAGUGUACUCAAGUGUAUUUAAUUUAGCUUCGAGUACAAACUGUACUGGUGCACAGUGUGUGAACGGGGAAUGUGUGAAUGGCACAGGUUGUGUUUGUUUUGAUGGGUGGCAAGGACCUUCCUGUCAAUUUUGUGGAGGAAAAGUGCGAUUACCAGACUCAUCAGGUCACAUACAUGAUGGUCAUGGAAAUUACUCAAUUGAUGUGAAAUGUAGUUGGCUUGUAGAUGCAGGUGGUAUACCAAAUACCACAAUCCGGUUGCAUCUCGAGGAGUUUGCCACUGAAUGCGGCUGGGAUCACUUGUAUAUAUUUGAUGGCGACAGUGUUGAUGCGCCCUUGCUCGCUGUGUUCAGUGGUCUUAUGUACAAAGAUGGUUAUACCAUCAGAAAAAUUCCUGAAGUGGUAGCAAAGUCUGGUUCAGCUUUAUUGCAUUUUUACAGUGAUGUUGCAUACAACAUGACAGGAUUCAAUAUUUCCUAUAGAUUUAACUCCUGUCCUAGCAGAUCUUCUGCAGUGAAUUGCUCAGGACACGGUAUUUGUAUAGAUGGAGUGUGUACAUGUGAUGCAAGCUAUAUGGGUGAGGCAUGCCACAUAGAAGUUUGUCCAGGAAAUUGCGGGGACAAUGGGGAGUGCAACAUGGAGUCUCACCGUUGUGACUGUCACCGUGGCUUCAAGGGUGAUGACUGCAGUCAGUGGGAAGCAACAGGCUACUGGGAAGUAGUACAACCCAAAGAUUUUGUCCCUGUGGGUUCUGCCUCACAUGGAGCAGUUGUUUGGAGAGAUUCAUUGUACAUAAUAGGUGGUGAAUCAUUUCAUCGUGCUGAAAUGAUAUACGUUUAUGACUUCAAUGGUAAUGUGUGGGAAACACAUCACAUGGACAGCAAGAAUGUUCCACAGCCACGUUACGGCCAUUCUGCUGUUCUUUUUGGGGAUAAAAUUUAUGUAUAUGGUGGUGUUGAAGAAAGUGGAACAAUUUCUGCAGAACUUUGGGCAUUUGAUGUAAAUGCCAAAACAUGGGAAAACAUAACAGUUCGUGCAGAGCACUGUAAUGCUACUGCUCCAAAUGGUUCUAUGCUGUGUGGUCCUCUCAGGUCCGCAGGCCAUACAGCUACCGUAGUGACAGGACGUGGUGGAAAGUCAGAGAGGAUGAUUGUUAUUUUUGGUUACUCUCCUCAUUACGGGUACCUGAACACUGUCCAAGAAUACCAUUUUGGAACACGGGAGUGGAUUAUUGUUCGGACUGUUGGCUAUCCAGUAAAUGGAGGCUAUGGACACAGCAGUGCUCUAGAUCCCCUUACUAAUUACAUAUAUGUGUAUGGUGGUUUUGUGUCUGAAAGUUCAGCUCAAUCAGUUCUGACCAACCGAAUGUACUCGUACAAUCCAAACACCCAUAAAUGGUUACGACUGGCAGAUGCUCCGUCAGCUCGGUUCCUGCACACAGCAACUUUCGUUUCUUCAGGCCUUAUGUUGGUGUUUGGCGGAAAUACUCACAACGAUACAGCUCAUAGUCAUGGCGCUCGUUGUUAUUCUGCUGACCUGCUUGUUUAUGAUGUUCUGUGUAACCAUUGGGAUAUCUCGAAUGCACCUCACCUUCUGCGUGCAGAUCUUGCAAGAUUUGGGCAUUCUGCUGUCACAUUUGAGGGUGCACUCUAUUUGUAUGGUGGUUUUGAUGGACAGAUGCUCUCUGAUAUGAUGAGGUUUGUACCAGGAAAAUGUGAAAGUCUGACCAAUGACACUAUGUGCGAAUCAAUAAGGUUUGGAGUGAAAUGUUUGUGGAUACCCCAUGCAAACAAAUGUGUUUCUCUGUCUGCAGAGAACUUGAUUAAUUUUAAAAAUUACAGUCUGUGCAAGGAAACUACCCAGAGCAGCUGCAGUGACUGUCAGGACUGUACCUCAUGCUCAAAUACUUUUGGGUGUGAAUGGUCUAAUGAGACUAGUUCAUGUUUACUUAGAGAUGCAGAUAGAAAAAUGCAGGUUUUACCAGCAGACCGUUGUCCGAACCGUGAACUUGCCGAAUGUAAUCAGCUGCAUAACUGCCAGGCCUGCACUAGUAACACUCAUUGCCACUGGACUUACGAGGUGCCAUGCAAAGCAGUGGGAAAUGUUUCUGUUGUAGAACCACAGGAGUCUGUGCCAUGUGGAAGUAUCUGUGCCGAACUGACAUCCUGUUACAACUGCACGCAGGAGGAAUGCAUUUGGUGUCAGAAUGAGGGAAGAUGUGUUGAUAAAAAUGCCUACAGUGUGUCUUUUCCAUAUGGCCAAUGUCGUGAGUGGACAACGCAGCAGAGUCGCUGUCGCUCGCCAGUUGCUGGAAAAUCUUCUUGCAGCUUCUUCGCCACAUGUGCAGAUUGCCGAGAAGAUCCAGCUUGUGGAUGGUGUGAUGAUGGUUCAGGUACAGGUCUAGGAGUGUGCCUUCCUGGUGGAAAUCUGAGACCAGCACAAGACUUCCCUUGCGCUCCCAGCCUCUGGUACUUCACACAGUGCCCAACUUGUCAGUGUAAUGGCCAUAGCACCUGUGCAAAUGGAACAAGUCUUUGCAAUCAACCUUGUGCCAACCUUACUCGAGGUCCCCACUGUGAGCAAUGUGUGCAUGGCUAUUAUGGAAAUCCAGUUAAUGGAGGAAAAUGCAGUCCCUGUGAAUGUAAUGAUCAGGGCACUGAAUGCCAUCCAGACACAGGAAAGUGUUUUUGCACAACAAAAGGCAUUGUCGGUGACCACUGUGAGCGAUGUGAUACUCAGAAUCAUUACCUCGGAGAUCCCACAAAUAAAGGCUCUUGUUUCUAUGAGCUCACAAUAGACUACCAGUUCACUUUUAAUUUAUCAAAGAAGGAUGAUCGCCAUUAUACACAGAUUAAUUUUAGAAAUAGUCCACCAAAGUCGGAUGUGGAUGCUGAAUUUAGUAUUACUUGUUCAGUUCUAGCGAAGAUGAACCUCACCAUGAAGACUGCUAACAACGUAGAAAAACCAAUACUGACAAAUCAUAAUUGUACAAGCUAUCGGUAUCGCUUCAACAAGGCUGAACAUAAUUUUGGCACUUUGGAUAAUGUUACAUUGACUACUUUCUAUGUUUAUGUGUAUGAUUUUCGGCCACCAUUAUGGAUUCAGAUCUCCUUCUCACAGUAUCCAAAGCUGAAUUUGCAACAGUUCUUCAUCACAUUUUCAACGUGUUUUUUACUCUUACUUCUUGUAGCUGCUAUUCUCUGGAAGAUCAAGCAGAAGUAUGAUAUGUACAGAAGAAGACAGAGAUUGUUUGUGGAGAUGGAACAAAUGGCAAGCCGUCCUUUCUCCCAAGUAUUAGUUGAGAUAGAACAACGGGAGAAGUUGGAAGAUUCCUCAGAGUCAAUAUCCACACUUAGGAAAAAGAAAAAGGAUUCACCAAGUCCCAUAGCUCUUGAGCCUUGUUGUGGAAACAGAGCAGCAGUUUUGUCCCUGCUGGUCAGGCUUCCAACAGGUGGCGAAAUGUAUACGCCUCCAGGGCAGUCAGCUGGAUUAGCAGUUGCAUCAGCCCUGGUAACUCUUGGAAACCCAAGGAAAGUGAGCAUAGAUCCCACAGGAAAAACUGAAGCAAAGGCAAAAUCUCGAAAAUCUCUUUCAAGUCAGCAUCCUGACAGCUGUAUAUAGCGUCAUAUCUUCAGCAGUCCCAAGUUGGCUAUUUCGUGAAGUUCUCAUUCAGCACUAACGUGUGCAGAUUGAGCAAGCUGUGAUAGUGUAGCAUGCCACAAGAUUCUUGCUGUGUCAUUAGUUUAGCUGAUCGUGUGAAUCAACAAACUGGUGUCUAAUCCAAAGGAUUUCUUCUGUUUUCUACAAGACAGUGUGCUAGGUAUUAAGUUUUUUAAGAAAAAAAGGAAUCUAGUCAAAAGACUAAUGUUAAGUGUUCACUUACCAUCCUAUGUGCUGGUGCAUCCCCUUUUUUGCAAUCCUCUCUCCCGGUGUUAUCUAAAGGACUGAUUAGUAUCUUAACUUAUUAUUAUUCUUAUAAUUAUUUGCAUUUCCUGCAAAGCAUAAGACUUCCAUUCUCUUAAGAGAAAGUGAUAUCUUUUUAUAUAAUCUAAAUGUGAAAUUAAAAUAGGGAUAUCGAACUUGAGUAAAGGUAGAUGAAAGAACAAAUUUCAGUAAGUCAAAAGACAAUUAUAAAUGUUGUCAACUGAAUACCUAUAGCUGCAGAGAUCAUUUCAGUAAUUAAUUAUGGAGAGGGAAGGUAAUUAUCCCUGGACAAGCUGGUCAGUAAUAAGAACUAAGUAUGGGCAUGAGACAUAGUGCAUAGUUUUGGUAAAUGUGAUGACUGUCAGCGACAUUAAUACGGCACUCUAAAAAAUUAACUGAACUCUUCAGUACAUCAUUCUAGAAACGACAAGAUUUGAGAGUGUGUUAAAGAGUACAACAAAAUUCCCACUCAGAGGGGAAGGUAGUGUAUAAUCAAAAAGAAAUAGAUCUAGAGAGAACAAUUUAAAAAGAAAUUAUGAAUAUUUUGUAUGUUAUACUGUGAGAAUGUGAUCUAUGAACAGUUAAAACAGGACAAAGACCACAGGAAGGAUGUUGGGACAGUUCUGAAUUUGUAGCUAGUCAUUUGUUGAAUAGAAACUGCCCAUAAGUAAUUUGAAAGAAUAUCGAAGUUGUGGACAUGGAAUGCCAAACAAUCCUUGCACAUAUUAGGUGGUAGUAUACUUUAGAUGAUACAGUUCUUGGUGAACAGGAUGCUGAAACAGAAAUAUCACAUCUUUCAAAAAUCUUCUCAGACUUUUUGUAAAAUUUAACAUCAGUAACUGGGCAGGUGAAGGCUGUUAUAUAACCUACUAUUAAAAAUGACAAAUCUCCUGUAAAACUUUCAUUAGCCAUAAUGAAAUUUGCAUUUCAGUAAGUGGUCACUUACAAUAAGCGUACACAUUUAUAAUCUUACGAAGUUAAGACUCACUUUGUGAUUGAUUCUGUUAUUAUUGAAAAUUUGCCUCAAAAUAAGCAGUCCAAGCUUGUAAAUUUUUGUUACUGUUUUUACUCAUGAUGAAAACCCUUUCAGUUAUGAUUCUGUGCUCUGACAUAAUAACAUACUUAUUUCCAGUAUAUAGACCCCAGUGAUGAAAUUAUCAUUUAGGGUAUACAUUAACACUAACAAGAUGCACACAAGAGAGGGUAGCUGCCCACAGUCUUUGUCCUUACACUCCAUUCACUUCUGCAGUCCAGAUUACAACAACAUUCAGUUAUAAAUUUAACAUUGACUGUCACAGUUUACCUGUUUGAGGAUUACACAGAAUGCAGUUUCCACUGCUGGUCCUUCUUUUAUAUUAAAUUGUUCCCCUAUUUAUAUUAUAGUGACAUAGCAUCACUGGUUUGAUUGUGUCAUGAUUGUUAUAAAAGCAUAUUCCAUUGUCACAUUCAUCCACUAUAGAGUUUAACUGGAUGUUGUAGUAAUGUGUACCAUUUGAGAUAACAGGUGUCGUAGUGUAUAGCCCCCAGUGGUAUUCUUGUACAGUCUUCAGUUCCCUUGAACACCUGCCAGAUUUAAAAUUUUACAAAUAGUGUGUGACCACAGUUUUCUCUAUAGUAAGUCUUGCAACUGUUGUAAAGUUCUUAUGUCUCUUUUAAAACUGAUGCGUGCAUUGUGGAACCAAGCAGGGUAAUGCUCUAAUGAAGCAGUUUCAUGUGUGAGAGAUACACAAUUUGAUCUGAGAUGAGUGCAGGAACAUAGACCAGACCUUUGCCCACAGCCCCCAAUAGCUGAUAAAAUUAAAAUGACUGAAACCAAUAGAACUGGGAUAAUAUGCAAUGUAAUAUCAUACACAUACUAUCCUAUUAUGCCACAUUAGCCAGAAAGUUUUGAGACCACGGAAUAACUAAAUGAAGCUUUUGUCAGUAAUAAAUAGUAGCAUUCAAUGUACCAGUAGCAGUAAAUGAGGUAAAUGUACCACAUACCUUUUGUUGUGUCAGUCAUCAGCGCAAAUCUUCAACAAGUGAACAGGGUCUACGAGUAAAUUCUUUAGGAUUAUGUCCUUUACAGAAGGUAGAGACUUGAGAUGCUGGUUGAAGUAGAGCCUGCAGUUAAAGGGGCAGUUUCUGUAUAGAAGUUGAAAUAUUGGUGAUUGUUAUGGCAGUUGUAAUGAUAUGUUCUAACAAAAAGUUAGUCAAUUAACAUUGCAUGUGAGUGCUGAUGUAUAGUGGCUCUACAUAUCAAGAGUCUUUUGGAGAACAUACCACUGUGACCAGAGCAUGUACACUCAGGCAUUGUUUCUCUAAAAAAUUAUCCAGAUUAUUAUCCUCCACGACAUUUUGUCCCCAUGAAAAACCUUGUGCUUACUUUCUCUGUCUUAUGUAAUGACGUGUCUCACUAUCAGAGCAAUGGUAUAAUUGGAUAUAUGUAUGCAUUAUAUAUGCAUAUACUACAUAGCCACUUACUACUUCUCAUUGCCUCUCCAUGAUGGUAAAUAUAUGUAUAAUGGUGUUAAGAAAGCUUGCACCACGAACAGCAGAUAGUUGUGUGCUCCUUAGAAGUUUCCAAAAACGAAUGAAAUUCGAUAUUUGUUCUCCCAUCACAUACAUGCUCUCCAGUGCCAGAACUAUCAAUAUUUGAUGCUCUAUGUAAGUGCUGGGGCUCACUUUCAACUACUAAUGUCUUACAUAUCUUCUGAAGAUAUUUAACAAUAUUGUGAAAAGGAUAGUUGCUACUCACCAUAUAGCAGAGAUGCUGAUUCGCAGAUAGGCACAACAAAAAGACUCUCACAAAAUGAGUUUUUGGCCAACAAGGCCUUCCUCAGAGAUAGAAAACACACACACACACACACACACACACACACACACACACACACACACACAAUGCAAACGCAACUCACACACAUAUGGCCACAGUCUCUGACUGCUGAAGCCACAGCAGCUAAAGACUGUGGUCGCGUGUGUGUGUGUGUGUGUGUGUGUGUGUGUGUGUGUGUGUGUGUGUGUUUUCUGUCUCUGACAAAGUCCUUGUUGGCCGUAGCUCAUUUUCUGACAGUCUGUUUGUUGUGCCUAUCUGCGAAUCAGCAUUUCCACUGUAUGGUGAAUAGCAACUAUCCUUUUCGUAAUACUGUUAUAUUCCAACCUGGAUUUUCCAUUUCUGAAGUUAUUUCUUUCAUAUGUGAUUCAGCAGACCUUAAAGGGAAAUUAAGUUUGUUAUCCUUAUCUCUGACAGAUUUAUUUAAUUUCACCCUGUCCUCUUUCUCCUUUUACUGCUUUACCCCCAAAAUUUGUCUUUGACUGUGAUAAACUAAUUUUUAUUAUUUUACUUUUCUUUUUGUCUGUGUACGUAUUUUUCUGUCUGUUGGUUUUAUGCUUUCAUUGUUUGUAACUGAAUUUUUGUUUUGCAGGGUCUUCUUUUUCUUUUCCAUUUUAGUUUUUCUCUUUUGACUUUUUCCCUUGUCCUUGUUGUAGUGUUUGUCAGCAACAUAUUAUUGUAAAUGGUUAACUCUUAUUGGCUCCUAUGGUAGAUAAGUGUGGUUUCUGGGAUUUGUUCUUCAGAUGUUUCUGUUGUGUACUUAAUGUCUUGUAUUGAUGAAAUGCCCCAUUUUUGUUGCCUUCCCUUUUUUUUUAUCUUUUCCCUGUCUUUGUUGUUUGUUUAUUUCCAUGAUGGGAACUUUCCUUUAUACAACCUUUAGUAUUUACUUUGUAUAUUGUGACUACACAGCAUUAUCUAUUGUAGUUAUGUACACAUUUGUAACUACCUUUAUUCAGUUUGAUACCUUUUCGUAUUGUUGUCACAAACUUUACAAUAUUUUUCAAAGUGGAGAGAGAUGAUAACAAAAUACUCAGUUUCAGAAAAUGAACUAAAGGAUCUGAAGUAACCAUUGAUGUAAUUAUUUAUCCUAUGAACUGUUUUUACUCUUGUAAAAAAAAUGAAAGUUUAUUAUUUGUACAGUCUUUUUUAAUAUAUUUUUUGUAAUUUUCAAGUACACAUUUUUAUUUUUAUUUAAUGAUUUAUUUAUUUAUGAGCAUAUCAAAUGUUAUGGAAAUGGUCUUAAUGUGUUAUAUCAUAUACAUAUUCAUUAUUUGUUCUGUUUAAUAUUGUUGUCCUGUACAGUGCAUUUAAUAAGUCCAGUAUAAGGACUCAUUAUAUUGUUGUGAAAGCAGAAUUCUUUUCCUGGUACAUGCCUAUCACUAUUUUUUAGUUAAUAUUCAUAAUUUGACUAAUUUUUAUGUAUGUGGUAUUUUUUACUGUUUUUAAUGCCUCAGACUCUGCAUUUGUUGGCAGUAUUCUGAUAACUUGUUUCAAAGGAACAACAGUUUGUUUAUGUUGGCACAAACAUUCCUUUGUACUCACAGUACAUCCUUCCUAUGCAAUAAUUUUUUUUUUUAGAAAUGAAGCCUUGUGUGUAAAUAAUGUUGUUUUAUAAAAUCAGCCAAUAUUAUUUGGUGUUGAUAUUUGCAUGUAAGCAUUUCACAUCCAAGGGACAUCAGACUAAAAUUAAUUUUAGUUGUCAUUGUCUUAAAUUCAGAGUAUUGCAUUUUAGUCUUCUUUCUUCUUCCUUCUGGUUAGAAAUGUACCACUUUAAUUGCACUUUCAUGUGCUUGAACAGUAUUUGUUUAGUUCUAACAAAACUACAAAAAUGUAAAGUGCAUGUUGCCAAUCUGCAGGAAAUGUAAUGAUCGAAAUUGUUUUUUUAUGAUAAGUCUUUUGUAUGUCACAAACACAGUUCUCAGAUUUUAUGUAGUGGUAGCCACAACAAUCAUAGGCUGUGAAAAUUAUCAUUACUGACCAUACAAACCAGAUAUUUUUGAAGGCCCUGUGAAGUUGAAAUGGAAAGGCUUGGUGUAAUUACAGCCUGUAGCUGUCAUUCUGUUUGUGAAUCAUUUGCAGAAGGCAUCGUAGAAAUAGAACUGCCAGUGAACAGUGUGUAUAUCACUAAAUCCCAUUUUUAAUCUGUCAUGAAUAAUCAAAUCAGUGUUUAUUGCCCAUGAAGUAGUAAACUUGAUUCUAAAAUUUUUGGAAUACACAUCAGUGUAGUAGAACAAUCAGGUAAUGUUUUCUUAAGGAAAGUGCAGACUGUAUGCAGACCAUAAAUUUACUUUUAGUUCUGUCACUGUUGUUAAGAGUUUAGCAGUUCGCUGGUAAUUUGUACUGAUAGAGAGGUAAUUUUUGCUAUAUUGAUUGUACAUAUCUGUUCAGUUUACUGACAAUUGAAAGCUUAAAAGAACAUUAUUCAAUAAAUAUUGCUCUUUGUUCACACAUUCCACCACAGUAGGCUUGUCAUAACAUCAUUAUGUCAUUAUGUCGAUACACUUGUGCACUCAGUCAUGUCUGCGAAAAACACACACACACACACACACACACACACACACACACACACACACACACACACUUUGAAAUUUAUUUGGUUUAGAAAAGAUUUCUAAUUUGGAUAAUGAAAAACCUGUGGUUAAAAAUUGUGUGUGAUUUAACUGGCAGACCAACAGUCAUUUUAAAGUAGUUGGACUGGUUUGUGGAUAGACACAAGUAAAUAUGACUUCUUCUAAACUAUUUAACUCUUUAUUCAUCUGCAUGUCCCUUAUAUGCAUCUGUCCACCAAUCUGAGCUUCUCCUUGUUACUGUGUGAUAGUCUGUCCAGCCAGCCAUUAUUGAUUUAUGUUUGGGUAAGAGCCUUUGUGUCAGUCUAUGCUCAACAGGCAAAGCUGCACCACAUUUAUUAUUAAAGAAGUGAUACAGUAGUCAGGCAUAUUUUCCAAACAAAAACAUUUACACUAAUAAAUCAUUCUACUGACUAGGAAACAAUUAUUAUCUACAUAUUUUUGGCGUGCACUUAGAAAAGUAUGGAAGUCUAAAAUGUGGGUGGUUGUGAAGGAAAGCUAUAUGCAUAGAUUCAUUGAUAAGACUUUCUAAUGUGGUUAGAGACUGGAUAAACAAUUGCCUUGAUGUGUUCAAAUGAGUUGUUGAUUCCAUAUUUGCACAAUAUUUCAAUGACCAAACCACUCCCUUUCUUCAGGAACAGCAAGCUGUGCAAUUAGUGUACUCACUGCAUGCUCUUCAGGCAGAUUGUGAAGUAUUGUUGGUGCCAUACUGCCACUUACACCAGAGUUUGUCUCCCAGUACUGGGUACACCCUUUGAUAUUCAUUUACUUUUCUGAACCCACAUAGUUAUUCCAUGAAAUACAAAUUUCCUCAGUAUUUCCCAGCCCUGACAGAUAAGAAGGCCAGUGAGAUCUUACUAAAUAGAGUGUCAUAUCCCAACCUUUAUGUAAAUUGGAACCUCCAUCCCAUUUUAUUAGAUUUAAUUAAUCUUUAUUUUAAUACAUUCCUUAGGCAUCUGCCCCAGAUACUCUGCACUUUCACCAUAAUACUGGGUACAUAGUAUUUCAUUUCAUGAUUAUAUUCAAGACAGUGCCAAAGCUGCAUUUUCCUGGUUGUUUUAGUACAGUGAGUCAGUGAUGUUCCUUGCACAUCUCCUCAACUGUUUAAUAGUGUGAUCCAUAUAUAACCUGCCAUUUUAUACACACAUUUCAGAGUCCUAAAACAUCUUAAACGUCACAAAUAUGACUUUUCAUCUUUAUUGGUGUGAGUGUAAUACAUUCAAUUUCAUUUUUCUGUAGGAAUCAACCAGUCUUUCCUGAGACUGGAUCAGCAUAAGAUGAUUCUUAUCUUUUCUUUUUCUGUCCAACCUCAGUCUCAGACAGUGUUGAUUUUGACUGCAACACCCACUCCAUUUGUCAAUCUGUGUACCCAUAUAUAUGGAAAAUUGUUAGAAGGUGUUGUGGUUCUUUGGUGCAGCUCUCUUUGUCUGGCUGUGAUCGAACUAUAUAGACUAGAAUCUCUAGGACAGAAUUUCUUUAUGGCAGAUGAAAAUAACUGGACAUUAAACAGCUUAUUAUCAGUUGAUCAUAUAGAGAGAACUUAAGUGAUGAUCUCUUUACUUGUUUAUUCUAUUGUAUUUUGGAGGAUUGUGAUUUUGUAGACUGUACUUUCUGAUAAUUUUCAUCAUUAUUCAUUAUAUUACCUUCUGUAAUUAACAUUUGAAUCAGCUGUCAUGUUACAGUCCUUGUGUCAUGAUACAAAUUUUAAAAGCUUCAGUGGUGGCUGUUAUGUAUUUUUUGAAAAUGUUGACUAUAUUGUGGCUAUGUUGUCUUCUCACUCUUCAUUUGUUCUCGGGUAUGGAAGAGACAACUAUAAAAAUUGUCAACGAAAUGCAUAUUUGCUUUCAUUACACUAAAAAAAAUAAGAGAGUAGUGGUGGUGAAAAACUACUUGGAGAUCUGAUUAUCAGAGUAAAUGGAUUUGAGCUUCCCCCACUUUUUCCAGGCAGGCCAGAAAUUUGACAUAAUGAAAAUGUCAGUUAUAAUUUUGAAAGAAAGAAAUUAAGUCACAUUUUUCAUGGACAAAUUACAAGAAAUUGGUCUGAAAAUAGUGAAUGUAACUAUGUUGCUGCAGAUCACUGAUUAUCUUAAAGGAAUACCCCUAAUGAAAUUUCUGUCUUCAAGGGGAUCAAGAAAGUUAUAAGAUGGAUAUUUUUUAAAGGAAAAGAAAAAUUUUGUACUUCUGGAGCAGAAAGAAAUUAAUGAAGAGAUGCAAGACAGUUAUUAAACCUGAGGUGGCCGGUGGUGUUUUAAUAUUCUGAUUGCUUGUAGCAAUGUUGUUGGAAUGUGUGAAGAAAGCGAACAUUUUCAAUUACCUUAUUAAUUUUGAUAACUAUUUUUUGUUUUCUAUUUAUUAUUGUACCUUAGUUGCAAUCCUAUCUUGCUACCAACCCCAAUCCUCUUGCUCCAACAAGCCCCCCCCCCCCCCCACACACACACACACCAAUGGCUCUUUUCCUCCCUUUUAUUUUUAUUUCAUUGUUAUCUGCAAAUUAACUACCAACUUUAUUUUUUGUCAUCAGUUGUAAUUGCCUGUCUGUUUUUCUCAUCAGUGCAAUUACUUUUCUGGUGGUUAGCAGUACCCUUUUCUUUGGCUCUUCACCCAGCAGUAUAUGUGAGUUCACAUAUCAGUUGAUGUUUGUCUUGUCUUCAAAGAGCUGUUAUUAUGGGUAUUGAUAAUGCCACUUUACAAAGCAGUUUGUGGGUGGUUAUCAAGUGAAAUAAUUGAAGAGAGAGAAAAUGGAAACUAAACAACAAUGAAAUCCCAUUUUGUGUCUUAGUAGAUAUUUCAGUUUACAGAGAGUUUAACAUUUAAGCCUUGUUGAUAGUAUCCACAGUAUGGCAGACAAAUAAAUGCAAAGUUAUUUGUAAGUGCCAUUAGACUAGUUGCUUGUGUUGUUCAUUGCAAAUUCUGAUAGAAAAUGCCAGUUGUACCCCACUGAAGGAUUAAAAGGUGUAUGGUGAUGUAGAACAUACAGCACUUAUAUAAAAGACCUCGUGCUCCACAGGAAAUCAGAGAUAGUGUUGAAUUUCACUGUUGUAGAUAUAUGUGCAGGUGUAGCAGAAUAUUAAUCAUUGCAACUGCAAAAUUCUUCCUCCUCCAUCAUCUUCAAUUAAUUCUUGACUUCUGUAAACAUGUCAUCUCCAGAUAGUAUAUCAGGUAUUUGACAAAUUUUGAUAGUGAGAUGACUUCUUCGGAAGUACUCUUUAUUUCCUCUUGAGUGGUUAUUAUGUGUAACAUAAAAGAGUGUACUAAGUAAGUUAAUUUACUAUAUAACAGUAAAUGUUUUCUAUCCACUCUGGUGCAUUACUCUGUUCUAAAUGCUCAAUAAGUCCUUUGAAGCCAUUGAAUUCACAUACACACUUACAAAUCUUUGAUGAUGAUGUCUUGUUUUCAGUUUUUUGUCAAAUAUCAUGAGAUGCCACAUAGGUCACAGAUUUCACUAAGCAAUUUACUUUAAAGUAAUGCUGAAUUAUUUGAAAGAAGUAAGGAAAAGCAAAUCAGAUACUCUAGCACACAACAUGUUCACCAAUAAUCAAAUAUUUGUUUGCUAAGUUUGCUUUCCUUUUCUUGAAUUUUGUGCUGUACAAGCUCAUUUCCUCAUCCUUCUGUACAUAUAAAUGUAAUAUUUGAACUUUUAUUGCAACACACCCUGGCUGCGCUCAAAUAAGACUUGAAAUACGUUUAUUGCUUCAGCUUAGUUUUGGAUCCUUUUCUUUCUCCUAGCAAUUUAUUUAGACAAUCAGUUGCCAUUCUUUUCACUGCCACUUUACAUGAAAAUUGAUUUCAUCAUGAAUAGCAUUAGGCAAAUUUUGAAUUGGUGAUGAUGUAUGACAGAUGGAUGCUUGACUCAUAACUAGAGAUAAUUGUAUAGUGUUAAUCCAGUAGUUCUUAAACAUGUUUUAACUAAAGUUAGUGCCAAACAUCAUGUGUGACUCAAUAACUUUUAAUUCAGUAUUGUUUAUCUUAGACAAACAACUCAAUCCCUUUAUUUUUAAAAUUCUGCUAGGCAGUAAAAAAAUUGUUUCUUAUUAUUUAAAAUGUUGGGUGUUACAGUCUCAUAUGAAACUUACAAUUGCAGCCUUAGUUCUGAUAGGCUCUUAAUUUUCUGUGCAGUAGAAAUAUCAUUACAGACUAGAGACAGAGACCACAGGUUGCCCUUCCUUGUGUCGGUAAUAACUUUUAUAUGAAAACACUAGGCAUUACAUUCCUGACUCAAUGAGUAGUCUACAUUACAUUUAUUUAUUUUUAACUUAUUUAAAUUCGUUAGAUUAAUAUGUAGGCCUAAAAUAAUUGCACUGAUUUGCUGAGAAUACAAAAACUGAUGGGUUAACCAUUGAAAAAAUGCAAUAAUCAAACAUUGUGAGGAACGAUCUGUUUUUCAUAUAUAGACAAGAAAAAGAAGACCAAAAUUGAGUGAUAAUGUCAAUAUCUUUGUGAAGAACAUUGCUUCCUGAAAGAGAUUACUGUCUUCAAGGUUUCCUUGAUAUUGCUUUGUAUAUAUGUUUAUCCAGGGAACUUUAUUGUGUGAUGAGUGAAGUAAUUGGUGCUAUGAGAAAUACUGAUAUGUGUUAAUGGUGUUCGUGAUAAAGACUGUUAUGGAAGGGGUGUCAUAUGUAUAUGUGUGUGUGAAUGAGUGGCUGCAUGUAUCUUCAGAUACAUAUAGCACAUAAUAAUAUCCAUAUAUUGGUUGAAUAAAAAUUUUGGAUAGACCUAUUACCUCUGAUUAAUUUGUAGAUUUGUUAAAACAUCUGAUUCCAAUGUUAAAUAAAUGAAGCACCCUUUCAAAAUGACAAUUGUGAUUAGUUAUCAAUUAUGUGUGAAAUUAAGAUUUAGUACUAAAUUAUACUGGGACUGUAUCAGUUCAAUGGUUCAUAUCUUUAUCAUCCAACUAAAUUAUUGUACCAGAGCUGCUUUAUAUCGUUUAAUGUAAGUUAUAAUUCUUCCAAAUUAGUUGACAAUAUUUCAAGUUGUGGUUCUACAAAAAAUUUAGAUUGUAAUCAGUUGUACCUGAGACAUAAGAGUGCUUGAGAUAUUUUCACUUAUUUAUGAGAAUCUAGGAAAUAAGGAAGUUUUUGAUUGUGCAAGAAUUCUGCAGCCUGAUUUCAUAUCUUUUAUGGGAGUAAGUAAAUGAUUCAUAUGCUCAAAGA